Messenger RNA from Filobasidium floriforme, 1854 nucleotides. Its product is annotated as glycosyl hydrolase. The transcript has 2 exons. The record is from RefSeq and is a predicted model, not a curated record. Gene Ontology annotation, biological process: sucrose catabolic process. Bases 1 to 1854 code for a protein of 617 amino acids. Gene Ontology annotation, molecular function: sucrose alpha-glucosidase activity. Lineage: Eukaryota; Fungi; Basidiomycota; Tremellomycetes; Filobasidiales; Filobasidiaceae.
AUGUCAGACCUCAAUAAAGACAACGACGUGGAAGUGGGAAAGUUGGGGCCAAACUCGAGCGUCUCAGCGAGCGCGUUCACUGCCCACCGUCCGACGUUCCAUCUGCUACCCCCUCGCAAUUGGUUGAACGAUCCCUGUGCCCCGACCAGGACCAAGAAGGGCUACCAGGUAUUCUUCCAAUACACAGCAGAGAUCAAUGAAUGGCACAAGAUCCAGUGGGGUUGUGCGGAGAGCGACGAUCUAGUGGAUUGGCGAGUUCAAGAGGAUGCGGUCAUAGUCCCCAAUAUAGAUGGAUCUGCUCCGACACCUUACGAUGCCGAAGGAGUAUUCACGGGUUGCAUGAUAAACGCCCCUGCAGGGACAAGGAAGAGGUUAAGCGCCUACACUUCCGUAAACUCCCGUCCAAUCGACCCAUACCCUCCCAAUUGUGAAACUCUGUCUUUGGCGUUCCCAUCUGGAAGCACCUUUGAUGGUGGUCGGGUAUCGUGCCGGAAAUUUUCUGGCAACCCGAUCCUGCCUGGUGCCCCUGCGGGGGACGUUCUUGCCUGGAGAGAUCCCUACGUACGAGAAUGGGCAACGCUAGACCGACUACGAGGAAAGAAACCAGGAGAUACCUUGUAUGGCAUCAUCGCCGGAGGCUACAAAGACGUCGGUUCGGCUCUGUUCCUCUACGAGAUUAAGAAGGAGAGCAUCGAAGAAUGGUCCUAUCUGGGGGACUUUGGCAGUCGGUCGAAAUGCUGGGGCGGGAACGACAACCGGUGGGCAGCCGAUAUGAGGGACAUCUUUGAAGUGGCCAACUUUGUCACCCUCAAGACCACAAUGACGGGAUCGGACGGGAGGCAGAUCGAGAUCGUAAGGGAUUACUUUCUUAUGAGCGCUGCUGCAGUAGAAGCGGACGAUCCUUCCGCAAUGGUACCGCCUCGUCGACCCGCUCGGCAGGAGAUCUUCGUCUCGGGCGAUUUCAAGCUCGACGAGAACGAGGCCGUUGGGUUCCACUCCCGUAUCUCGGGGUACAUCGACCGAGGUAACUACUACGCCAUGAACACUUUUUACGAUCCAGCUCGAGGCGCCAUCGUUGCCCACUCGUGGAUCACCGAGGAUGAUGUAUCUCACGAAAAGCGCCGGGAACAAGGUUGGAGCGGUUGUCUGGCCAUCCCACGGAUUAUUGAGCUUGAAGCGUUUCAGGGCGUCAAGGGUUGUAUCGGCGACAAGCUCGAAGAUAUUGCCAGCGUGGAGCUCCUUCCCGGUUCUUCUUCAGAGACCCGGACAGUACUCGGUCUACGCAUGGUCCCAUGCGAUGACGUGCUACAGAAGCUCAAAGGUAGAGCCGAUGAAACCCAGGCAUGGAACUCCUCGUCUUUCCCUUCCAUCGAAGGAGGAGAGUGGACGAAACUAGCGAACGUGCCGUCACACAGUGCGAUAAUUCAGGCUACUCUGAACAUCGACGCAGAAAAGGCCGAAAAGGUCGUCAUAUCGUUGCGACAUAACGACGAACAGAGCGUCGGAACUUCGAUUAUUUUUGAUCCGAUCACUGCGACCUUGACACUGGACCGGUCGAAGUCGGUCUUGCCAGACGAGGCUCGGCAUUACGACACGAGACCAGAAGUUGUGCCUCAUACAUUAUUCCGAUUGGAGCCCGUUGAUGAUGACGAACGACUGGAACAGCUGGAUCUGCUCAUCAUUCUUGAUCGUGGCGUCAUCGAGGUGUUCGCGAAUGGGCGAACUUGUGUCACCACGCGGAUCUACACCGGACAUCAACCAGGCUGUGAUGGAAUCUCAUUUCAUUCGGGAGGUCACAGCGUUGAUGGAAUAUCUUUGUGGCAAGGUAUCAAGGCCGAGAUCAAGUACAUAUGA